CUUUGCACAAUUGAGAGUUUGCGUCACUCCCCUUUUAGGUUAUAAAGUGCCAGAAGUUUUUAUAUUUUUCUAUUCAGUGAUCUACAAUCAGUAGCACCGUGAUUAAUAUUUUGUCAGCAUUUUCAAGUAUUUGUUGUUGCCGAACAAUAUGGAAAUUUUAUGUAAUUCCUAUUCCCAAAAGCACAAGGUAAUUAAUAAAUGGAAAAUUGAUCAAAUAAUUCCAUUUAUUGAGUCUUCUGAAAACAGUGAUGAAAGGACAGUGAAGCUCGUCUCACCUUACUUUACCAUAAAUGACGAAACCAAAAGUUCAUGGCAUUUAGACCUGCGACGAUUAGAGGAAAAAGGAUGGUUAUCAUUAUUUUUGUUCCGAAAUGAUGGAAAUGACAAAGUAAGAAUAAGGUUUUCACUAUUCAUUUUAGACAACAAAAACGAAAGAAAAUUUUUUAAAACUUCCUGUCACCAUCGCGACUUCAGUGAGGGACGGGGAAAUCUAAAAUUUCUUGAAAUAAAACAGUUACUAGACAACAAAGAUGAUUUUUUGCCAAAUAAUGCCUUAACUGUAUGUGCUGAACUAACUGUUUAUGACGAUUACAAAUCAUUUGCUACUGAAUUUCUGUUGCAAACACCACAGCGUCAUAUGACUGACGAUUUUAAAGAACUCUAUGAUAGUAAGUCAAACAGUGACGUUAUUUUAGUUGUGGGUAACGAAAAAUUUAAAGCUCACAAGCUCAUACUGUCAACUCGAAGUCCUGUAUUUUCCGCAAUGUUCACCCAUGAGAUGAAAGAAAAUAGAGAGAGUGGAGUGACUAUACCUGAUAUAGAUCCGGAAAUUUUCAAUAAAAUGUUGGAGUUUAUUUAUACCGACGAGAUAAAUAAUUUGGAUGCAGAUGCUGCGUAUUUGUUAGAAGCUGCAGAUAAAUAUCAAUUGCUGAACCUUAAAAGUUUAUGCGAAGAAUCGUUAUCUAAAUCAUGCAGCAUUGAUAAUGCAAUUAAACUGAUGAUUUUAGCAGAUCUGCAUAAUGCUAAUCAAUUGCUGGAGUUUAUUUUUGAAUUUAUGAUAAAAAAAUAUCAAAGAUAUUACUAAAACUCCAGAGUACGAAGUAUUAGAAAUAACUAAACCAUUGUUAUUAUUAAAAUUAAUCAAGAAAAUAGCAAACUUAAAUGAAAACUAAUGCUUCAAGAAAUGAAAAAUACUUGGUACAUUAGGAGCUAUUACCGGAAAAGACUCGGUUAUAGAGAGGACAAGAUUUGAUUGUAUUAUUUAUAAACUAAUUUACUUAUUUUGUAAAAUUAAUUUACUUAUUUUGUAAAUGUAAUCAUUUUAAUUUUUAAAAAAUAAAACUUCAACAUAUAUUUAUAUUUUUCCUGAUUAAAAGAAACGAUUUACAAUGUUAAACUUCCAUAAGAAGAUCGAUUCAAAAGUAUUCAAAGUAUUCAAAAGCAUUAAAACGUAUUUAAAAUUUUUUUUUUCUAAUCGUUUCAAAUCGUAUCUUUUAUGAGGACU
This is a messenger RNA of Microplitis mediator, 1504 nucleotides long. Its product is annotated as speckle-type POZ protein B-like. Gene Ontology annotation, molecular function: ubiquitin protein ligase binding. Gene Ontology annotation, biological process: regulation of proteolysis; proteasome-mediated ubiquitin-dependent protein catabolic process. Gene Ontology annotation, cellular component: cytoplasm. Lineage: Eukaryota; Metazoa; Arthropoda; Insecta; Hymenoptera; Braconidae. The coding region runs from base 149 to 1084 and encodes 311 amino acids. The record is from RefSeq and is a predicted model, not a curated record. The transcript has 3 exons.